This is a messenger RNA of Drosophila mojavensis, 1040 nucleotides long. RefSeq lists its product as uncharacterized. Bases 137 to 793 code for a protein of 218 amino acids. The record is from RefSeq and is a predicted model, not a curated record. Lineage: Eukaryota; Metazoa; Arthropoda; Insecta; Diptera; Drosophilidae. The transcript is spliced from 2 exons.
AGCUCAGUCGUCAAACGGCAGCAUUUAACUAAAGUCGCAAACUCGCAGUGGGAGCCAGAUCGCGGCUGGAAGCAUAACCAGAAACAAGUCAAGUUGACGUAGUAUUCAGAUUCGAUUCUCUGCUGUGGCUUACACAAUGUUUGGCACUCGACAGAAUUUGUUGCUGCUCGCGUGUCUGGGUGCGAUGCUGUGCAUCAGCUUGGCUGAGCUGCCAGAGAAGGAUGUCAUCAAGGAGGAUAUAAUUGAGAUAGCGAACGAGACACAAAAGGUCAUCCGGGUCAAACCCGUGGAGCUGCCCUUGAAGCCGGAUCGCACACCCGGCAGCCACAUGAACUCGGAGCUCUUCCAGAUCAAAACACUGCAAAGAGGCGAGCAGCGUUCGCGCCAACGUAACUACCUGGACUCGAAACGUAUGCGGCCAAGGCCGAGGAUCGGUGAAUCCAGUGGUGAAGCAAUGCAGCCCGCUUUGAAAUUCUCGUACACGCCCGAACUAAAAGCCUCUCCCAAGCAGAAGCUGAAAAGGAAGCAGCAGAAGCAGCUGCACUACCCGUUCGAGUCUAGCCCAACCACGGUCACGGUGGAGCCGCUGCCCGUUCAGAUGUCGCCCGGUCCCUAUCCCAUAUACUAUGUGCUGUCCAAGACGAACGGACGCUUUGGCAAAUUUCCCAUCAAGUCUUUCCGCUCGCCCGCCGAAUUCGCCAAGUAUUUGAUCAAGAGCAAAGCCGAGCCCAUACCACGAACGCAGCGUUUCGAGACGGGAGUCGAUCAAGUCAAAGUAAAUGGUAGUCGGUAGCUUUAUUGCUUAUAUUUUUUCAUUAUUUGUGAUUUGCACGCGCGCGCUUUGUAUGCUUAGUUAAAUUAAAUUAUUCACCAUAAUUAUAAUUGCUAAUUACCACAAUAUACACAUCUACAUAUCUACAUAUCUAUCUAUCUAUAAUUAUACAAAAACACGUAUUAUGUAUGUACACACGCUUUGCCUGAAGUGCCCAACCCAUUGUACAUGCUCAAGUAUCUCAAAAAUAAACCGAAAUUGCUACAUA